AUGGCUCGGUUUCCCCGGGUUCGAUUCAUGGCUAUCGCCAUGAUAUUUCACUUGGUCUAUAUCUAUUCUAUCUUUGAUAUUUACUUCGUGAGCCCCAUUGUUUCUGGCAUGCGCCUCUUUGGAGUUGAAAGGUCAGGAACUAUGCGGGCUCCUGCCGAUCGCUUGGUCCUGUUCGUAGGUGACGGAUUGCGUGCAGACAAAACUUUCCAGUCCUGGCCGGAGCCGUAUCCCGAAAGUGAGGAAGAUCUCAAACCUCGACCUCUAGCUCCCUUUCUACGAUCGCGUGUGCUUGAGCAUGGCACCUUUGGCGUCUCGCACACGCGAGUUCCGACUGAGUCACGACCAGGGCAUGUCGCUCUUAUCGCGGGGCUAUACGAGGAUGUCUCGGCUGUCACAACUGGAUGGAAGCUGAAUCCUGUCGACUUCGACAGCGUGUUCAACAGAAGUAGACAUACAUGGAGCUGGGGAAGUCCAGAUAUUCUACCAAUGUUUGAACAAGGCGCCGUACCCGGGCGAGUUGAUGCAUUUAUGUACAGCGCCGAGUUGGAGGAUUUUUCUCACGAUGCUCUACAACUAGACUAUUGGGUAUUUGACCAUGUUAAAGAGCUGUUUGAGGAGGCCCAGAAAAAUCAGACUCUCAACAAUGCCCUUCGACAAGACAAGGUGGUGUUCUUCCUCCAUCUCCUCGGUCUUGAUACGAGUGGUCAUUCCUAUCGUCCCUACUCGAAAGAAUAUUUGAACAACAUCAAAGUUGUCGAUCAGGGAGUCAAAGAGAUCACGGAGUUGAUCAACAAAUUCUAUGCUGAUGACAGGACCGCAUUUGUCUUUACCGCAGACCAUGGCAUGAGUGAUUGGGGCAGUCAUGGUGAUGGUCAUCCAGAUAAUACCCGUACUCCUCUUAUAUCGUGGGGCUCGGGUGUUGCCAAGCCGGAAAUCAACAAAGAUACUGUUGCUCCAGGUCACAGUGAUUAUUCAUCUGACUGGGGUCUUGAUCAUGUCCGAAGACAUGAUGUCAGCCAGGCCGAUGUAGCAGCGCUGAUGGCGUAUCUUGUUGGCAUCGACUUUCCCGCCAACUCCGUGGGAAAGCUACCGCUAUCAUACCUCUCAGCUGAUAUCAAGGAGAAAGCUGAGGCAUUCCUCGUCAACGCUCAGGGAAUCCUAGAGAUAUACCGAGUAAAGGAAGAGCAGAAGAAGGCGUCAGAACUGAGAUUUCGCCCCUAUUCGCCAUUUAGCGUCGAAACCCCCGAACAACGAGCAGCCGAUAUUCAACAACUCAUCCAAGCUGGUCAUUUCGAGGAGGCUAUCGAGGAAACAGACGCCCUCAUUCAAUUCGGUCUACAGGGUUUACGGUACCUCCAGACUUAUGACUGGCUAUUCCUACGGGCCCUCAUCACUAUUGGCUACCUUGGAUGGAUGGCAUUCGCCAUAAGCACGGUCGUCAACUUACAUGUUCUGCAUGGCAAGGUCGAGCCGUCAAGGUCUUUAGCCGGUUUGGCAAUCUUCUCCUCGAUUUUUGUGCUCCUUUCGGCAUCAUUUAUUGCUUCCAAGUCACCCGUGACAUACUAUGCUUAUGCUUUUUUCCCCGUCUUCUUCUGGGAGGAAGUGUAUGCUCGUCGAGAAAGCCUAAUUCAGGGUAGCAAGAUUCUCUUCGGGCACGUGCAAUCAGGGGGUUCCUUCAUGACUCUCUUCGUCAAUGGCGCGCUAUACAUUGCCACUAUUGAGUCUCUUGCCCUAGGCUACAUUCACCGGCAGAUUUUGACAGUUCUGUUCAUCCUCGGCGCGUUCUGGCCCGUCCUUUGCGGUCCUUCUUUCAUCAAAGAGCAUGUGGCACUGAGCGCAACGUGGUUUGUUUCCUGCGUCAGUAUGAGCGUUUUCACUCUCCUGGAUGCCAAUAAGGUGGAAAGUGUCAACCUCGUUAUGAUCGGCGGCGCCCUUAUGGUUACCGUUGGCCUUGUGUAUCUCAUCUAUGAAGAUCGCAUUCUUGCCGGCUUCUCUCCUGUAUCGAAGUAUCAAAAGUCUGGGCUACCGAUGUCACGAAUACUUGUCGGGGUGCAGUUGUCUCACUACUCAUGCCUCUGGCGUACCGGUUUCAACCGAACAGCCACUAUCUUCAUAGGAUCCAACGGAUCUGCGGCGGAGGUGCAUAAGUCUACGGAGACCUUCCGACCCCUGACGCUGCAGGAUGCCCGGAUAGCCCUAUUUUUCUUCGUGCUGCUCCAGGCUGCCUUCUUCAGCACGGGCAAUGUGGCAUCCAUCUCAUCCUUCAGUUUGGAAAGCGUCUGCCGACUACUCCCGAUAUUUGACCCCUUCUCGCAGGGAGCUUUGUUGGUGCUCAAGCUGAUGAUUCCGUUUGCCCUAGUCUCGGCGAACCUAGGAAUACUAAACAAGAGGCUAGGCGUGGCGCCCUCAGCCCUGUUCAUGGUUGUCAUGGCUAUCAGCGACAUCCUGACGUUGUACUUCUUCUGGGUCGUGAAGGACGAAGGGUCCUGGCUGGAGAUUGGCUCAACCAUCACCCAUUUCGCUAUUGCAAGUCUGUUGAGUGUGUUCGUUGCAGCACUCGAAGGCGUUAGUGCAAUGUUCAUCUCUGGUGUUGACGUUGACAGCCCGCUUGGGAAGCUGAUCACCAAUGGCGACGCUGCGGAGAAGAAAAACCCAACACCGGAAGCCAACGGGUUGGGCUCAACCAACUAG
Molecule: messenger RNA, 2691 nt
Organism: Phaeoacremonium minimum UCRPA7
Lineage: Eukaryota; Fungi; Ascomycota; Sordariomycetes; Togniniales; Togniniaceae
Product: putative gpi ethanolamine phosphate transferase 1 protein
Exons: 4
Coding region: 1-2691 (896 amino acids)
Biological process (GO): GPI anchor biosynthetic process
Cellular component (GO): endoplasmic reticulum membrane
Molecular function (GO): mannose-ethanolamine phosphotransferase activity
Source: RefSeq, a predicted model, not a curated record